CACACUCCAUUUCAUUUUGUUUCCUUGGACGCACAAGCAAUCGACAAUAUGGAGGCUUCACAUAGGAAGCUCUCAGCAGCCGUCCUCCUCCUAAUCAGUAUGGCCGCAGAGAUGGGGCUAACUCAGGCGAAAGAGUGCUUGUUUCAGAGCGCCAAGUUCAGGGGUCCAUGCUACGCGUGGAGUGUGGGAAUCUGCAACGACAAGUGCUUGGACGAGGACAAAGCCAACACAGGCGGCAAAUGCCACGGCUGGGAGCUUAAAUGCAUGUGCAUCAAGCCGUGCUAGACGACAAGACACCGUUGGGUUCUCGAAUAACCGAGAAAACCAUGAAAAAAUUAUUAGUUUGUUUGUUUAAGAUUAUCUACUAAAUUUAUCGGUCAUUUAAUAAUGUUUUUUCUCUCAUAAUAAAUUAGUGAUCAAUAUGUUUUAUCAGCCAAGCGAAUAGUACCCAUUUUAUUUGAAUCAUAUGAGAAUAAAACCGUUACUGUUGCACAAAUCAAGAACAAUGAAGUUGAGAUUGUGUUUAAUUA
Messenger RNA from Sorghum bicolor (sorghum), 530 nucleotides. Its product is annotated as defensin-like protein 5. The transcript is spliced from 2 exons. Gene Ontology annotation, biological process: defense response. The coding region runs from base 49 to 285 and encodes 78 amino acids. The record is from RefSeq and is a predicted model, not a curated record. NCBI's taxonomy places the organism in Eukaryota, Viridiplantae, Streptophyta, Magnoliopsida, Poales, Poaceae.